This is a messenger RNA of Paraphaeosphaeria sporulosa, 522 nucleotides long. RefSeq lists its product as uncharacterized. The transcript has a single exon. The record is from RefSeq and is a predicted model, not a curated record. Bases 1 to 522 code for a protein of 173 amino acids. NCBI's taxonomy places the organism in Eukaryota, Fungi, Ascomycota, Dothideomycetes, Pleosporales, Didymosphaeriaceae.
AUGUCAGACAGUUCACCCCCGAUGCGUGAAUGGACACUAUCCGACGUCACCGAUCCCUUGCUUCGCACCCGCACGGAGGCUUUCAAAGUGCUCUUCUCUGGGCUGACUAUCCGCAAGGUCCAUGAUGUCCUCCUCAACUCCCCGGUCCGCGAUUGGAACGCCAUUCACAGCAAUCUACAACAGGAAGCUAGCAAGUCGGGCCCUUCUGCAACUCUGAGCAAUGAAGAUAACCGACCUCAAAACUCCCAGCAUGGCAGCACUAGCGAGGAGUCCGCUACCGAUGACGGCACUCCAGUAGACUGGAAAGGCCAGAAGAUCACCCCACGCGAUCUCGCUUGCAGAAUGAACGGGGUCAAGCUUAGCAUCAAGAGCAUGAGGACAGGCGUCGACAACUUGAAGAAGAGCAUUACUGAGCAACUGGAUGAUCUGGUGGAGAUAUUGGAGUUAACGAUGGGUGAGGCUCAUGGCAUACAGAACAGUCUUCAUAUACUGCAGAAUUAUGAGAAUGAGGCUGGGGAGUAG